Messenger RNA from Emys orbicularis (European pond turtle), 1304 nucleotides. RefSeq names its product pyrroline-5-carboxylate reductase 1 (gene PYCR1). Bases 58 to 1017 code for a protein of 319 amino acids. The transcript is spliced from 8 exons. NCBI's taxonomy places the organism in Eukaryota, Metazoa, Chordata, Testudines, Emydidae. The record is from RefSeq and is a predicted model, not a curated record. Gene Ontology annotation, molecular function: pyrroline-5-carboxylate reductase activity. Gene Ontology annotation, biological process: L-proline biosynthetic process.
CUCCCUUCGCCGGAGCGGCCACGUGGGCAGCAGGUCCCGCCGCCUGCCGGACGCACCAUGAGCGUGGGCUUCAUAGGAGCCGGGCAGCUCGCCUUCGCCCUGGCCCGGGGCUUCACCGCCGCAGGGAUUUUGGCUGCUCAUAAGAUCACAGCAAGUUCCCCAGACACUGACCUCCCAACUGUAUCUGGACUGAGGAAAAUAGGUGUAAACUUCACUAUAAGUAACAAGGAAACAGUUAAAAACAGCGAUGUCCUGUUCCUGGCCGUGAAACCUCCCAUCAUUCCCUUCAUUCUGGACGAGAUUGGCUCAGACAUAGAGAAUCGCCACAUCGUGGUCUCAUGUGCUGCUGGUGUCACUAUCAGCUCCAUUGAGAAGAAACUCUCUGCCUUCUCUCCCACCCCAAAAGUGAUCAGGUGCAUGACUAACACACCUGUGAUCGUGCGGGAAGGUGCUACCGUCUAUGCCACGGGGACUCACGCAGAGGUGGAAGAUGGGAAGCUCCUGGAACAGCUGAUGGCCAGUGUGGGCUUCUGCACUGAAGUAGAAGAGGACCUAAUAGAUGCUGUUACAGGGCUCAGCGGCAGCGGCCCUGCUUAUGCAUUCACAGCCCUGGAUGCUCUGGCAGAUGGAGGUGUGAAGAUGGGGCUUCCCCGCAGGCUAGCUGUCCGACUUGGAGCCCAGGCCUUACUGGGCGCUGCCAAAAUGCUGUUGGAAUCUGAGCAGCAUCCUGGGCAGCUGAAGGACAAUGUCUGCUCACCUGGGGGAGCCACCAUCCAUGCCCUGCACUUCCUGGAGAGUGGAGGCUUUCGCUCACUGCUCAUCAAUGCCGUGGAGGCUUCCUGCAUUCGCACAAGGGAGCUGCAGCACCUAGCGGAUCAGGAGAAGGUCUCCCCAGCUGCCAUUAAGAAGACCCUUCUGGAUAAGGUGAAGCUGGAGUCUCCCUCUGUUUCCAUGGCCUCUGCCAGCAAAGUCAGUCUGUUCAGCAGCAGCUGGGCACCCAACAGCAAGAAGAACUGAAGGGAUGAGGCUCGUCCAGGCACCAGCCCCCUUGCAUGCACUUUCUUCUCACUCUGUAAAGGAAAAGCUCUAGUCGUAGGCGUUCCCAGCCCCUUGCCUGGCUCUUGGCCUGCAGCAACUUUGGGGGCGGUGCAAAGCUGUAGAGAAGGGACCUUAACUUCCAGCUGAGGGUGGGAACACUGUCACUAGCACUUCCUUCCCUUUGGGGGAGGGCGGUUGCUCCAUCACUGGCACAGCUGGUUGUCAGGGACACAAAGCGUCUCCUCUGGCCAGAGGGCUAGCUUCUC